Aegilops tauschii subsp. strangulata is the source of this 2483-nucleotide messenger RNA. RefSeq lists its product as uncharacterized. Gene Ontology annotation, molecular function: protein binding. Lineage: Eukaryota; Viridiplantae; Streptophyta; Magnoliopsida; Poales; Poaceae. The record is from RefSeq and is a predicted model, not a curated record.
UUUCCAGUCAGGCAUUAAUUCCGGAAGCGCCGAAGCCACCCCUCAAGCCCCAAAUCCCCAAUCUCAGUCCUCCACCCCCAAUGCGGCCGCCGGAGCAGUCACCGCUCCAACAGGCCGCGCCGCCGGAGCAGCCAAUCCUCGACGAGCUCCUCGAGGAGAUCUUCCUCCGGCUCCCCACGGCCGCAGACCUCGCCCGCGCCUCCAUGGCCUGCGUCUCCUUCCGCCGCGUGGUCGCCGGCCACGCCUUCCGCCGCCGUUUCCGUGCUCUCCACCCGCCGCCCCUCCUAGGUAUCCUCGACCUCCCGUUCAUACCUGCCGAGCCGCCCCACCCCUCUGCUGCCGCCGCCCGCGCCUACGCCGACGCCGGGGCCGACUUCUGGUGCUCCUUCCUCCCAUCCCGCGAGCGGUGGGGCAUAACCGACGUUCGUGACGGCCGCGUCCUCCUCGCUGGCGUCCCCGAGGGAAGCAUCUACCCAUGGGGCGGCAGCAAAUUGCUAAGGGACUUCGCCGUCUGCGACCCAUUGUUCCGUCUCUACCUUGUGCUGCCUGUCAUCCCUGACGACCUAACUGCAUUAGUCCAUGAGCCAGAUAUCACGGAUGUGGAUUACUUCCUUGUGCCUCCUGCCGAGGAUGAGGACGACGGUGUAUCCUUCAGAGUGAUGUGCUUGGCGCGAUGCAAAACCAAGCUGGUUCUCUUCGUCUUCUCUCGAGGUGCCGGACAAUGGCGUACUGUUGCAUUUGAUUCCGGGUCUGAGCUUUAUUGGGCCUCAAGGCGCUACUAUUGGCGUCGAUGCUUUUGUCGGGCAUUUUUCCCAGAGAACAGAUUGCUCAUGCUUGACAUAGACAGGAUGAAGUUCUCUGUUGUCAACCUACCCAUUGAGCCCUGGCCUGAAGAGUAUGAGAUGACCUUUGUGGAGGCAGCUAAAGGAAGCCUUGGGAUGUUUACUAUCUUCGACGAUUUUGAUGAGAAACAAGGUGGUGUAGUCUUUCACCUAUGGUAUGGCAUACUGCGAAAAGAUGGGGACAGCGCAAACUUGUGGCAAGCGAACGCGAUGAUCUCCUUGCCUUUAUCGUAUCGGCAUUAUAGAAUCAUGGGUGUAGCUGGGGGAUACCUGCUCCUGCAAGACUCUUCAGCUUGAGCGGUUCUGUGGGACUGCGGACAUGAUUUACGAAGACCACCUGUAUGCUGGUCUCCCACCAUCCUUGUCCGUACCAACAAUUUAAUGCGAUUAGCAUCUUCAUACUGCAGUGCUCCUUUGUACAUAAAAAAACUUACAGUUCUUCUUAAUUUAAGGUGAAUGCUCCCAACAAUUACUGGAACAAGUUUCUUCCUGAUAAGAUUAAAUAUAGUGUCUUGUCAUUUAUAGCAGGAAGUAGCGCCAUUUAUCAAAACCGGCACUUUUAACCAUCUAUUUGUUGACUAUUGUUGGGUUCUGCAGUUUCGAUCAUAUGUAGUGGAUUCCUACUAAAUGUUACCUUAUUGGUUGGUUAGACCCAUAGCGAGCAUGAGGUAGCAUUCCAAAAUUGAGUUUUGCUGUUGUGAUUUUAGUAAAGUCACCUAAUUCAUGAUGUCUGGUAGGAUUAAAGGAGAGAUUGUAAUGAUCUGUGCAGCAAGUUGCAUGUUUAAAUAUAUGUUAUGCUGCUCUUGCGCAAUUAGGUUUUCCAGUCAUACUGUCGAAUGUCGAUGUUCCUUGUAGUAAAAUUAGGUAAAAUUGGCUGUAUUUCCAACACCAUUUUCACAUUGACCUUAUCAUCAGUUUUGUUUCAAAUGCAAGCAACGUAUUGUCAGUUGUAACAGUUAUCUAUGCAUUCAAAUGUCCUUGUGAUAAUUAGGCCCAGUAGUAUGUCGUCUCUUGAAGUGAAAUCACAUGGGUACUUGGUUGAAUUAUUUAAAAAGGUUUGUGCAAUUCUGCACAUUUCUGAACUGAAGCAUUUGAGCCAAACUGUACAUUCAACCUUUGACCAUAUAAGUUCUACUAGAUACCGAAAAUUUAUAUGAUUGUAUUGCAUUGCAUCUAACAACAGCGGUUCAUCAUUCAUCUAUUUAGCAGGCUUUAAUCUGCAUUAUGGGGUCUUAUUUUGUGUCAGACUGCUGGUUUGGACUGCAAGGAUGGCGACCAAACUUCACUUGUGUUUCCAGGUCACUUGCUUAGCCGCCAUUUGGUUUUUGACGACAUGUAUGUCUGCCACAUGAAACCCGUUGGUUCGGCAUGUUUAGGUCUUAGAUGGUUUAUAUAUCUUAUUAAAAGCUGCUAUAAGUCAUGUCAGCUGUGUAUGCACUUGUCCUGCUAUUGGCUAAGCUUUUCCUAGAACCAUCAGCUAAUGUUUGAGCGUACAUGGAAUUCUAGCGCUGCUAUUGCAUUAGUUUUCAACGUUGCUGCAGUGUUGUGUCAAAGUGUUCAUCAGAGAUUGGUAUGUUUCAGAACAUCACUGUGUUUGCUGCUGUUUUUGUGCUCCCUGAUAUAUAUUCUUUUUGCAAGCAA